AUGGCAAACAAUGGCUUGAGUAUGUUUCAAUUCCCACGUCUUACCAAAGAGAAUUAUGAUAAUUGGUGUCGUCGCAUGAAAGCCUUGUUAGGUUCUCAAGAUGCAUGGGAGAUUGUAGAGAAAGGUUAUACCCAACCUCAAAAUGAGGCUAUUUUGUCACCAAAUGAGAAGGAGACUUUGUUGAAGUCGAAGAAGAAGGAUCAGGCAAACAAUGGCUUGAGUAUGUUUCAAUUCCCACGUCUUACCAAAGAGAAUUAUGAUAAUUGGUGUCGUCGCAUGAAAGCCUUGUUAGGUUCUCAAGAUGCAUGGGAGAUUGUAGAGAAAGGUUAUACCCAACCUCAAAAUGAGGCUAUUUUGUCACCAAAUGAGAAGGAGACUUUGUUGAAGUCGAAGAAGAAGGAUCAACAAGCACUUACUUUCAUUCAUCAAGGUUUGGAUGAAGCUAUGUUCGAGUUGGUGUCAAAUGCAACCACAUCCAAAGAAGCAUGGGAGAUUUUGAAAACCUCCCUUGAAGGUGUUGAUAAGGUAAAAAAGGUGCGCCUACAAACUCUACGUAGAGAGUUUGAAUCAUUGCAUAUGAAGGAAUCCGAAUCUAUCUCAGAUUUUGGCAACAAGGUGUUGGCUAUUGUGAACCAAAUGAAGCGUUAUGGAGAAAAUAUGGAAGAUGUUCGUGUGGUGGAAAAGAUCCUUCGCUCCUUAAUCGCUAAAUUUGAUUAUGUGGUUUGUGCUAUUGAAGAGUCUAAGGAUUUAGACUCAAUGACCGUAGACCAAUUGAUGGGUUCUCUUCAAGCCUAUGAAGAAAGGUUCAAUAGAAGACAUGAUGAGCCAUUGGAGCAAGUCCUCAAAGCCAAAGCUUCUUUGAAAGAAAAUGGAGGAGAAAGUAGUUAA
Messenger RNA from Glycine soja, 888 nucleotides. RefSeq lists its product as uncharacterized. Bases 1 to 888 code for a protein of 295 amino acids. NCBI's taxonomy places the organism in Eukaryota, Viridiplantae, Streptophyta, Magnoliopsida, Fabales, Fabaceae. The transcript has a single exon. The record is from RefSeq and is a predicted model, not a curated record.